This is a messenger RNA of Alosa sapidissima (American shad), 2054 nucleotides long. RefSeq names its product protein tyrosine phosphatase non-receptor type 18 (gene ptpn18). Gene Ontology annotation, molecular function: non-membrane spanning protein tyrosine phosphatase activity. The record is from RefSeq and is a predicted model, not a curated record. The transcript is spliced from 17 exons. Gene Ontology annotation, biological process: peptidyl-tyrosine dephosphorylation. NCBI's taxonomy places the organism in Eukaryota, Metazoa, Chordata, Actinopteri, Clupeiformes, Clupeidae. Gene Ontology annotation, cellular component: cytoplasm; nucleus. The coding region runs from base 192 to 1763 and encodes 523 amino acids.
CGGAAACAGUGAUGUAGAAGUUAUCAAACUGCCUACCUUCGACUCACUGGAGUGCAAAUCUAUCAUGCUCGCGUUACAGUCGACUGUCGCCCUUAUGUCCAGAUGUAGAUCACACAAAGCUUGCGCCUUUCAGUCAGCUGUAUGGUUAGGUAGAGGUUUGGCUACGGUAUUACAGUACGUUUUCCUCAAAAAUGGAAAGACACAUCCUGAAGUUUAUUUAUGAGGCAAAGUCACGGGCAAAUGUUGACAGCCUUAUCACAUCCGAGUAUAACAGGGUACGUCAGCUAUCCAUAAAGAGGAAGCAGGAAUUAGGCUUAACUGCAGAGGAAGGACGCCUUCAGGAGAACGUGAAAAAGAAUCGCUACAAGGACAUAUUGCCCUAUGACCAGACCCGUGUUCCUCUCUGUCUGUUUACAAAUGAGAAUGAGUCUGACUACAUCAAUGCCAGCUUUAUCCAGGGUGCCACUGCAAACAAGAGCUAUAUUGCCACUCAAGGACCCCUGAGCCACACAGUGGUGGACUUCUGGAGAAUGAUCUGGCAGUACGACGUGAGGGUCAUUAUCAUGGCUUGUAAAGAAGUAGAGCUGGGAAAGAAAAAAUGUGAAAACUAUUGGGCUCCUAUUUCUGGGACAUCAGUUUUUGGCGCCUUCACAGUAACAAAUUUGGAAGAAUCUGGGCCAGAUGAGGAAGUAAUUAGAAGGACGUUUGUGGUGAAAUAUAACCAAGACUCCCGCUUCAUCUACCAUUUCCAGUACACCACGUGGCCUGACCAUGGCAUCCCCCAGUCCUCUGAUGGCAUCUUGCACAUGCUGGAGCUGGCCAUGAAAGCUCAGGGGAAACACAAGGCCCCUGUGCUGGUCCACUGCAGUGCUGGUUGUGGGAGAACGGGGGUGCUGUGUGCCGUGGAUUAUGUUCAUGAUCUUUACCAAACCAAGCAAAUCAAAGAGGAUUUUAGCCUAAAGGACAUCAUUCUGGACAUUCGAGAUCAAAGACCCUCUGCUGUACAGACAAAGGAACAGUAUGAGUUUGUAUUUAAAACCGUGGUGCAGAUGUUUGAAAAGACUAUGUGUGGUACCAAGCCCAAUUAUGAAAACCUCAAUGAGCAUCGCCUCUCUCUCUACAAUGACUCCGAGGACUUGUUGAAGACUGUGCUCAGAUCCUCGUUAUCCUGUGGUGGAGUGAGCGCCGAGAGCCUGAAACUCAGAGCCAAACCACCUCAACCCUCGCCACGGAAGAUGAACGACACCUAUGCAGUCGUCAACAAGUCCAAACAGGCUCCCACCACAGUAACGCACCACUAUGACAACGCCGAGUCGGGAGGGCUCAAAGGGAAGCCGCCGAGUGCCACCCCAGCUCCAGCCACCAGCGAACUCUACAGCAUCGUGAAGCCCAAAGGGAGGCCUGGCACUCGGUCUCCCACGCCCCUCACCGUGCCCAUCUACGACACGGCAGGAGUGGGCAAGCAGCGGGCAGGGGAUGCACCGGCAGCACCGGCCAAAGACCAUGGCGACUACGAGCCGGUGCCAGGGAAGUGUGGACCUCCCUCUAGAGAGACUCAGAUGAAGAUGCCCGGCACCAAAGCAAAGAUGGAAAGCGUCCCAUCACAAGAUGACGAUUAUGAGUAUGUGUCAUGUCCCCUUAAAGACUCCAACAGGACAGCAGACAGCUUCUGUACUCCUGGAGGCCUAGGCUUCAACUGCAGGAUUAAGAAGCCCAAAGGGCCCAGAGACCCUCCGGCAGAAUGGAGUCGAGCUGAGCGAUGAUGAGACGGAGCUGGAGAGGCUCAGGCUGGUCUUCUCCUCCUACUGACAUACACUCUGUUUGGGGUGCUGGGGGUUUAGGACAGUGAGUGGCGUGAGAUUGGGGUUCAGUACACUGAGUUCAGUACACUUAAUUGCUUGGGUUUGUAAUUCAUUUUGUGGUGUGGGUCUUGACUAUGUAUAUAAGUAAGUAUAAGUAUAUAUACUUUUUUGAUCCCGUGAGGGAAAUUUGGUCUCUGUGUUUAACCCAAUCGUUGAAUUAGUGAAACACAAACAGCACACAGUGAACACACA